Molecule: messenger RNA, 2874 nt
Organism: Linum trigynum
Lineage: Eukaryota; Viridiplantae; Streptophyta; Magnoliopsida; Malpighiales; Linaceae
Source: the annotation of a GenBank genome assembly
GCCUCAAGCCUUCUUCGGAAGGGUUGUGCGUGGAAUAUUCAUAAUGGAAAAGGCGCUAAGUUCUGGCCUGAUGUUUGGCUUUUGCAGGUACCUUUGGCCGAGGUGGCUCUUCAACCGGUGACGGAGGAGAUGCUGGAUGAUCAUGUGGCGGAUUAUAUUGACGAGGACGGAAGAUGGGACAUCAAUCGUUUGGAAGAUUGGCUUCCUGCCGAGGUGCUGCAAAAGAUCACGGUGAACCUGGUGGAUCCCCUGUCCCUGGAAGAGGACACUAUCCUUUGGACCGCUUCCUCGAAUGGCCAUUCCUCGAAUGGCCUACAGUCUGGCCUUGCCUCCGAGGAAUGAUCUGAAUGAGAAGAUGUGGAGAGGCAUUUGGAAGCUCCCAGUUGCAGAGAGAGUCAGGUGUUUUGUGUGGCUGGUGGCUUUAGGGCGCAUUGCGACUAAUGUUCUCCGCUACUCCCGUAAGUGUGCGGAGUCCCCCAUGUGCCAUAGAUGCGGGAACUAUGAAGAGACCAUUCUGCACUUGCUGCGAGACUGCUACCCUGCUCGCUUCUUUUGGCUGAGAUGGAUUCCGCAGGAGGAGCAUCAGAGUUUUUUCAGCAGCAGCCGAGAAGAUUGGUUCAGGGACAAUAUUCUCAAGGAGGACGUGACAGAUUCUGGCAUGAAUUGGAACAGCUUCUUUAGUAUUGCUGUGUGGCUUAUUUGGAAGAACAGGUGUACAGGUUGUUUCCAGGGGCUGCACAAGGCGAUGUCAGCACCCUCCCUUGCUUUCUCCAUCCAUCAAAGGGCUCUUUUGUGGCAUAAAGCUUGGCAGGCUCCAACGGUGAACUUCGGCCGCCAUGGAUCCAAGCCGGAAAGGGUGGAGAAGCAAAUUCAGUGGAGUUUUCCUCGAAAUGGGUGGGUCAAGCUUAACGUGGAUGGGGCGUCGGUGGGCAACCCUGGGCUUGCCGGAGCUGGGGGCAUUAUUCGUGAUGAGCAUGGUAAGUGGGUCCGGGGUUUUGUUGCUAAAGUGAGUGAAGCCUCGGCAACUCUUGCUGAGCUCUGGGCUGUCUACUAUGGCCUCCAACUCGCCAGGAAAGCCGGGUGUGCUUGUGUUCUUAUUGAGUCGGACUCUCAGAUGGCUAUCGCUUUGAUUAAGAGUCGCCAUGACCCCGUUCAUCCCUACGCCGCUCUGUUGGCAUCGAUUCGGAGGAGUUUGGCGCAGGAUUGGUUGGUCAGCAUCAAUUUAAUUAUUGAUUUGAGAUGGGAUGGGAUUAGGUGCUAACCCUUAUAGGGGUUAGCACCGUGAUAACUAGCAAAAAACACUACGGAUUAUUAUAAAAUCAAUACAACAUCUAAGCUAAAUCACUACUAAUUCAAACUAGUAGUAGUUUUUCCCUUGGUUAGGACGGUCCUAACUAUUGUACAAUUAGCACCGUAGCCGUUCCCAUUUGAGAUGAUAUGUACGAAAUUCUUGUUCACCAUUUGUUAUUUGCUAAACUAUAUUGACUUUAGAACUUUGAUUAAAAAAAUGCAAAAUUCAAGAAGAUCCUUUCCAUGAAUCUUCAUUAUCACUCAUGAAUAUUUUUUUGGUUUGUGCGAGGCAAAAAUGAUAGAUAAUAACUUAUUGUUUUUCUAAAAUGGUCUGUUAAAGGUCUAGGUCAAUAAGUUAACUCAAUAAUUAAUUAGUUAGCUAUUGAACAAUGAUGAUUGUCCAAGACUGUACAAAAAUCUAAAAGGGUCCCAUUAGAAAUUCGCUCCACCUAACCUAACCCUAAAAGCACAAUGAUAUUCCUAUAGUUCUAAAGAACUGUCACAUUGAAGGUUGAUAAUGUAUUCAUAUAUCAUUAUGUUUUAGAUUCAUCAAAUGAAAUGAUGCUCUCAAGUUUCCCCCACUAAGCACCAUAAUAGUUACUUCCUACUAUAAAUUAUUGAAGAAGAUAGUUAUAUUUUCAUUUUUCCACUCUAAUAACAUCCACAAUUAAACAAAAUGCGAAAGUGAUACUAGUUUGAUUUUUAAUGUUUGAGCCCGGGCGACUGGGCGUCACUCGGGUCCAAGGGGUUUGGGGCGUCAGCCAUGACCUUGAAGGGGUAGGCGCCCCGCCUCGUCCGAAGCAAGAAAAGAGAAGGAGUGUAUAGAGAGAGAAAGUAGAGAGAAGUAGUAGUAAGAGUAGAUAGAUUGUCAUUUAUGAGGAGAGAACUCCUAUUUAUACACAUUUGAGGGUUAGGUAGUGGUCUGGGCGCCUGCCAAGCCAUAAAUGCUCUGGUCGGGCGCCUCAGACCUUCUGACACUGUUCAUAGUCCUUUUUGGCAGAGGGUGUCCCCCUGUCCCUUGUCCUUGCUGAUGUCAGGUGCCUGGCCUUGUCUCUUGUCUCCCAGCCUUGUCUUUUUCCUCUUGUCUUCUUUUCUUCUCCAUGCCAUUAGCCAUGGUAUUAAUUCCUUAAUUACUAUGAUACCCUAUCAAUUGCCCCUUUGACGUCGGUAUGAGUAUCAUGGCGGCGUCAACAUAAAGUGAGUUUCACUAACCUUGCUUUCUCGUCUUCACAAUCAAGUGCCAGCACUCUUUCUUUAGUUAAUCGGCACCAGGCUCUUCCUUUCAAGUGGGUGCUUCAUUCCCUUAUUGAUCUUCUGAUCUGUUGAGCGCUUAUGCACCCGUGUGGGUGUGCUUGCUUCCAAAUAAGGUGUAGUAAAAUGAGGAAGAAUAAACACAUGUCUCAAGUAACGGAGACUAUCAAAAGAAGCAAUCAUGCCCCUUUUAUCAAGCGCCUGACGCUUGCAUUCUUCCGUUCUUCAUCAAUUAUUUCCUAAGUGACUACUCUUUCAUCUUAGAGGAUGUGCCUACGCUCGUGUUAGAGUAUUCAAUCUAUCUUGACAAUCAAAUGAAGUUGAAACAAACUU